Xiphophorus couchianus (Monterrey platyfish) is the source of this 1598-nucleotide messenger RNA. RefSeq names its product claudin 5b (gene cldn5b). The record is from RefSeq and is a predicted model, not a curated record. Lineage: Eukaryota; Metazoa; Chordata; Actinopteri; Cyprinodontiformes; Poeciliidae. Gene Ontology annotation, cellular component: membrane; bicellular tight junction. Gene Ontology annotation, molecular function: structural molecule activity. The transcript has a single exon. The coding region runs from base 120 to 767 and encodes 215 amino acids.
UCUGAUCCAAUGCUGAAUAAAAAGGCCAGAGCAGAACUUCUCCGACCAGCUGUGAUCAGAAAGGAGCGCAGCACGCGUCACGUACUCAGGGACCCAGCAGCACCGACACAACCAGAACCAUGUUCGCCGCCUGCCUGGAGGUCCUGGGGAUGAUCCUGUGCGUCGCCGGCUGGCUACUGGUGAUGAUCGCCUGCGGGCUGCCCACCUGGAAGGUGAACGCCUUCAUCGAGGGCAACAUCGUGGUGGCGCAGACCAUCUGGGAGGGGCUGUGGAUGUCCUGCGUGGUGCAGAGCACCGGACACAUGCAGUGCAAGAUCCACGACUCGGUGCUGGCGCUGGCGCAGGACCUGCAGACGGCCCGCGCCCUGACGGUCAUCUCGGCCCUGCUGGGGGUCGUGGGGCUGACGGUGACGGUGGCCGGGGCGCAGUGCACCAACUGCCUCAAGGACGAGACGGUGAAGAGGAGGGUGGUGUACGCCGGCGGGGUCAUCUACAUCCUCUGCGGGCUCUUCGUGCUGGUUCCCCUCUGCUGGAUGGCCAACAACAUCAUCACGGACUUCCACAACCCGAAGGUCCCCCCCGCUCAGAAGAGGGAGAUCGGGGCGUCCAUCUACAUCGGCUGGGCCGCCGCCGCCCUGCUGUUGUCCGGCGGCACGCUGCUCUGCUGCUCCUUCUCCCAGGGACCCAGAAGCCCCUUCCCCAUCAAACUGGCCCCCACCAAAACCAUCACGGUCAGCGGCGAGUUUGACAAGAAGCACUACGUGUAAAAAUCCACUGGAGGACAGUUUUGUUUAGGGGACUUUUAGUUGGGCAGAAGCCCGUCCAGUUUCGGGCGGUUCGCCCACCCGGAGCUCAGAGGUUCGCAGGAGAAAAGCCUGUAAAAAUAUGAAUGUUGUUGAAAUGAAGGUAAUUGACUGAGGCGGUUCGUAGCGCGUCGGCACCGCCAGGAGCCUGAACUCUGAGGACAAUCAGAACCAGGUCAUUAUAAUGUGGUGAGGUUCCGAUCCAGUCACUGACUGUAAAACCGAGCAGGUGCUGUUUUUUGUCAUUUUUGUACAGAUUUCUUUUUCUUAUAAACAAUAAAACAAAAUGUACUGUAUUUUAUUAUAAUUUUUUUUUACAUAAAGAGUCUCAUGUGAUAUUAGAAGUAUUUUUGUUUUUCUUUAGAAAAAGAAAUUAAGUAAGAAAUAUGAAUUAUACCAAUACUCAUGGAAGGCUAACGGGACAGAUGCGGGGCUCUAACAUGGUGACAAGAAACGAAGAUCUGAUCUUGAAUUUCAGUGCAUUUAUUUAGUGGAGAGUUAAAUUCACCAGGGAUUAUCUUACACAUAGAAAUGCACGUGAAGCCUUUGUGGAAAAAAAAAAACUUUUUAAGAUAAUCAGAGUGUCUAUGAACUUUGAAUUAGUUGCAUUAAUAUACAACUAGAAUCUGGGAUGGGCACAUUUCUGUUAGAACCUCUUGAGGAUGGAAAGGAAACAUGGCAGUCAGGCAGAUGUGCGUUGAUUUAAAGGCAAUGGCUUCAACAGGAAAAGGAAGUAAUAACUGAGAGCCAUCUCCACUGUCACAGUCUUUAUUAAAACGUUUAAAUGUAGAAAAU